This is a messenger RNA of Didymodactylos carnosus, 489 nucleotides long. NCBI's taxonomy places the organism in Eukaryota, Metazoa, Rotifera, Eurotatoria, Philodinida, Philodinidae. The record is from the annotation of a GenBank genome assembly.
AUGAAAGAAUUAUCAUGCCUUAUUCACGAUUACAAUCAGUCGAAAUACGGUGUGGACGUUAUUGAUCAAUGUGUUGGAACGUAUUCUGUUCAAAGAAUUAGUCGACGAUGGCCGCUAAUUGUCUUUUAUAACAUGAUUGACUUAGCUGCAAUCAACAGUAUGACUCUGUGGUUAUCUCAAUAUCCAAAGUGGAAUCAAAGAAAAUCUAAUACUCGUCGUAUAUUUUUAUCACAAUUGAGCACAGAUUUGACUGUUCCACAAAAUCAACGUUGUAGUCAAGAAUCUCGACUGAUGCCGAAGGUCAAAUUGGCUUUAUUAUCUCUUGGAUAUCAAGUUCCUUCGGGAAUCGUAAUAGAUCUUAAUGUUAAUGCUCAUACAAAUCGAAUAAAACGAAGAUGUUACUUGUGUCCUGCAAAACCUGGACGAAAAGUCCGACAAAUCUGUGAUAAUUGUGGGGCUCCUUGUCUAAUAUGUGAAAAGAAGAACUAA